GAGGAUCAGCAAAGAUCAUACAGUACAUAUUUUUAUAGACCAGUUUUGUGUGUUCUGUUGCAAAGAAGAAAGAUAACUCAAACGAAAAAAAAACAUUGGAUCAUUAACCUACAGCUCUCAUAUCAAGGAUAACUGGGUUUUUAUAAUACCCAAAAACUUGAAAUGGAGGGGAAAUUGACAAAAUAAAAAUGCAUAAAGGAAAAAAUUGAAGAUGAAACCCUAUUUAGAGUUUUAUAGAUAAAAUUCAAGUCUCGUACAAGUUUUGUUAUUAUAUAUUUGCAAAAUGCGUGUAGAAACCGGUUGCCUUUAAGGAUCGUUUGCUGACAGUAAAAAUGUUCUCUGCCAACUCUUGUUGAAGAAGAUCAAGAAGUUCCGACAGUUCCCUGACGGCAGCUUUGCUGAAGGGCUGCUGGCUUUUCAAACUCUACAUAAUAUACAAACUGUGAGAACAGAUUUUUCUUAUUGAUAAAAUUUAUAUACGAGAGUUCAAUUCAAUAGAAUAUUUAUUUUUUAAUGAUUUUCUUUUCGCAACUAUGAGUUUAUAAAGAUUAACAAAGAAAUGAUAAAGAGAAGAAUUUUUUAACACCAUUUUCAUUUUAAUCUAAAGAUGCGAUUUUUAUAACGAAUCAAAGAUAACACAUUAGUCAUGUUACUGGUGGAGAGUAUCAUUCGCAGCCUAAAUGGCAAAAGUGCUCAUGGAAAUGGAGAUAUCAAAGAAGAACUCCGAAAGACCGCCAUCAAUGAAGGACAAAUUGAUAGUCAAAAAAUAAAUAGAUCAACUCCGAUUAUUUCCAAUUCAGUCAACUCAAAUAUUAAGACUGAAUUUGAAUCGAAUGUGUUGAACGAUGCAUCUGUAAAAGCUCGUCGCAAUGGCAAUGAUAAAUGCACCGAGGAUGAAGGAAGAAAGCGUUUAGAAGAAAAUUCGGAACUCAAGAGUCGAGAGUCAUGGGAUGAAGAGGAGGAGCUCACCUUAGACCUCGAGGAACCCUCCCAAGAAGUGAUGGAGUAUGCCAGACGGGAGCUGGGUGAAACCGAGGAGGUCAAGUGCCAAACUCUUCAAGAGUUACGCGAAAUGAUAUAUGAAAGGGGAGAAUGUUCACCACAUCGAAUGGAUGAUAGUUUUCUCAUCAGAUUUCUACGAGCCCGUAAUUUUAAUGUAUAUCGAGCCCAUCGGUUGGUAGUGAAUUACUUUAAUUUUAAAGAGGAGCAUCCUUCGAUUCACAACAAUGUAAAUCCCCUAAAUAUGAGGCAUAUCGGCGAUGAUGAUGUAAUGACUGUUCCAGCGUAUAGAACACAAUGCGGAAGAAGAAUGAUGAUAUACAGGAUAGGCAAUUGGGAUCCCAGGAAAUAUUCAGUGGAAGAAUUGUUCAAGGCAACAGUUAUUGUCCUUGAAUUGGGAAUUCUCGAGCCAAGAGCCCAAGUUCUCGGUGGUGUAGUUAUCUUCGAUCUUGAAGGAAUUACAAUGGCACAUGCUUGGACAAUCACUCCUCAGAUUGCAAGCAUGGUUAUUGCCUUGAUGGUGACAUCAUUUCCAAUGAAAACGCACGCAAUUCACAUUUUAAAUCAAUCGUGGGUAUUUGAUGCAAUUUUUGCCGUUUUUAAACCGUUGUUAGAUUCAAGAAUGCAGGAUAAAAUAUAUUUCCAUGGUCAUGACAUGAGUAGCCUUCAUCAAUAUGUUGCACCGGAAAAUUUGCCAAAAAAAUAUGGUGGCACACAAGAGGAGCUUCCCUACUAUAAAUGGAUCGAUUCACUUAGUCAAAAGCCCAUUGUUGUCAAGGAAAUGCAUCAAGUUGGAUAUAUAAUUCCCGAUGAGAUUCUCGAAACAAUAAAAGAUUUAUAAAUCUGU
Messenger RNA from Leptopilina boulardi, 1846 nucleotides. RefSeq names its product alpha-tocopherol transfer protein-like. Lineage: Eukaryota; Metazoa; Arthropoda; Insecta; Hymenoptera; Figitidae. Gene Ontology annotation, molecular function: phosphatidylinositol bisphosphate binding. Gene Ontology annotation, cellular component: membrane. The transcript is spliced from 6 exons. The coding region runs from base 647 to 1840 and encodes 397 amino acids. The record is from RefSeq and is a predicted model, not a curated record.